CUUUGCGCAAGCCGUGUAGGAGGGGUGGACAGCAUGACUCUCGCCUCGCUUCUCCAGUACAUACUCAAUGUUCUUGGCGUCUGCGCCAUUGGGUAUCUCUGCUUUCUCGGCCUGCUCGCUAUUCCUUUCUUCCAGAACCAGGCCAUCUACCUCCACAGCGUGAAGCUCACUUGGUUCCAAGAUAUCAGCAUCGCCGAGCAAUGGGGCUUCCUCCGAAACCAGGUUACCCCCUUCAAGCUUAGGACGCCGGACGGGGUGACACUGUAUGCUUGGCAUAUACUCCCGCUCGAACUGUACCGUCGACACGAAGAGAAGCUUGUCCAAGAGCCCGACGGCGUUGCGGCCGAUAUAACGGACCGUGUCUCCUUCCAGCUUCUACGUGAUGACCCUGAGGCGCUCCUCGUGCUCUAUCUCCAUGGCGCGGCAGGCACACUUGGGUCGGGAUGGAGGCCGCCGAGCUACCGGGCCAUGUCCGCCGGUGCACCGGACAAGAUUCACACCGUCGCUAUCGACUAUCGCGGAUUCGGAUCUAGCAGCGGAUCCCCGUCCGAGCAAGGCCUCUUGACGGACGCCAUCACCCUUGCCGAAUGGGCAAUGCACGAAGCCCGAGUGCCGCCCUCGCGUAUCGUCGUAUUUGGCCAGUCUCUGGGAACCGCAGUAGGGAUUGCACUAGCGCAUCACUACGCCAUGAAACCCGACCCAUUGCUCUUCUCUGGCAUGGUCCUGGUUGCCCCUUUUGCCGACGUGGAGCUCCUGACUGCAACCUACCGCAUCGGUGGCAUCAUCCCAAUCCUUGGACCGCUCUCGCCUUUUCCUCGCCUCCUCGCCUUCUUCAACACCCUGAUCCUAAGCAAGUGGCCGAGCAAGGACAGGCUCGCGGCUUUUGUGCGAGAGUGCGAGAGCAUGUCUGGCAACGACCCCAAGUAUCACAUCACCAUCAUCCACGCUCAAGACGAUUACGAUAUUCCCUGGUCUCACAGUGAUCAGCUAUUCUGGAAUGCCGUCAGCGCGUCGCUGCCAGAGGGGAUCAGCUUUGUUGACCUGGAAGAAGAGAAAGCGCAGACGAAGAGGAUGCUCGGCCCAGCUGGUUGGGUAGCGGAGCAUCGGACUGCGAAGGGUCUCGCGAGGGAGGAGAUCGCCAAAUGGGGUUUACACGACAGGAUCAUGUCGUAUCCUAUUGUCAGCCUCGCUGUGUUGAGGGCCUUCAAGAACCGGAACAGUGAAUUGUCGAGUCAGUGAUAGAACAGAGCACAAAGGCUAAUUCGAGACAUUCAAAGAAAGACAUGCAGGAAAUGGGACGAAAUAGGAGACACGUGGCGAAUUCAAAAAUUAUAACGUGUUUGUCGCCAAUUACCCACCACGGUUGAAAGCAGC
This is a messenger RNA of Thermothielavioides terrestris NRRL 8126, 1374 nucleotides long. RefSeq lists its product as uncharacterized. Lineage: Eukaryota; Fungi; Ascomycota; Sordariomycetes; Sordariales; Chaetomiaceae. The record is from RefSeq and is a predicted model, not a curated record. The coding region runs from base 34 to 1239 and encodes 401 amino acids. The transcript has a single exon.